Astyanax mexicanus (Mexican tetra) is the source of this 1770-nucleotide messenger RNA. RefSeq names its product neutrophil cytosolic factor 2 (gene ncf2). The transcript has 14 exons. Gene Ontology annotation, molecular function: protein binding; superoxide-generating NADPH oxidase activator activity. The coding region runs from base 108 to 1550 and encodes 480 amino acids. Gene Ontology annotation, cellular component: NADPH oxidase complex. The record is from RefSeq and is a predicted model, not a curated record. Gene Ontology annotation, biological process: phagocytosis; respiratory burst; superoxide anion generation. Lineage: Eukaryota; Metazoa; Chordata; Actinopteri; Characiformes; Acestrorhamphidae.
GAUUGAAGCACUUCCUCUUUGACAGUAAGAGGCUGUUCCGAGCUGAGUUGGUUCUCAAUAACAGGGAAGAGCCAUUUCAGUGAGGUUUCAGCAGCAGUGAAGGGAACAUGUCUUUUGUGAGCACUCUGCGGCAGUGGGAUGAAGCAGUGGCUUAUGCAGAGAAAGGAGAUGUAGCCGCAGCCCUCAGGACAUUCCAGGACAUUGAGGAGAAGACUUCUAAAAUCGCCUUCAACAUUGGAUGCCUCCAUCUGAACGCUGAUGACUUUGAGGCUGCUGAGAAGGCAUUUGACUGCAGUAUCAGAAAAGAUGAGCAUCUGGCUGUGGCUUUUUUUCAAAGGGGAAUUACAUUCUACAAAAAAGAAAAAUUUGAGGAAUCACUUCUGGACUUCCAGCAAGCCUUUAAGGAGCUAAGAGGAAACCAGUUGAUAGACUACAAACCUCUUGGCCUGAGGUAUAAACUUUAUGCUAGUGAGGUGCUGCACAAUAUUGGUCUUCUCUAUGCCAACCUGGGGAAAUGGGAACAGGCCCAGGAGAACCUGUCAGCUGCUCUUAAUGUUCGCACUGAAGCCAAAUCCAGCCACAUUGACAAAGCCCUGGAGUCCAUUCUGAAGCAGAAGCUCUUUUCUCUGGCAGUGAUUAAGCCAGGCCUUCUGUUCAAACCCAAUAAGAAGUAUGUGGCAGAGCUUGAGAAAAAGGACUACCUUGGAAAGGCCAAGGUUCUGUCUUCUGUUGUUCCAGCUGACAGUUUCUCUGGGUUCGCCCCUCUACAGCCUCAGGUUGAAGAUGUACCAGCUACACCUAAGGCUCCUGAAGUACUGAGGGCACUCGAAGGUGAGCCACACACUGUUCUGUACGAGUUCAUACCGGAGACCAAAGAGGAGUUAGCAGUGUUGCCAGGCAACGUCGUUUUUGUUCUUCAGAGAGGGGCUGACAACUGGGCAUCUGUUAUCUUCAAUGAAAGGAGAGGACUAGUUCCAUAUAAUUUCUUGGAACCCUUGGAUAUUACAGUGGCAUCCAGGGUCAUGCCGGUUACACCAGUCCAGAGCAAUGAAAACAUACCUGCCCCACCAAGAAGAGAAGCACCAAGUAAACCUAUGAACGGAACUGAAGCUUCCUUUGGGUGCAUUGUGAAAGUGCAUUUUGUGUUUACGAUAGCAAUCUGCAUUAAACCGGGCCAGCCAUAUCAAACCAUGCUCCAGAAGAUCAGCACUAAAGUCAAACGACCUGCUUCUGCACUUACUCUGAGCUAUGUGAAGCCUGGCUCUGAAAAGAGAGAGACUGUUGACGAGUCAGAGAUGGAGUUGCUGUGGAGCUGCAUAAAGAAAAAUCGCCUGACGCUGUGGUGCUCAGCUACGGAGGAUAAAAGUGUAACUCAGAAGAAAAUGGUGGCUCUGUACUCUUAUGAAGCUUCCACACCAGAAGAUCUGGAGUUCAGCCAAGGUGAUGUCAUCACCAUCCUCUCUAAUGUCAAUGAAGAGUGGCUGGAAGGGGAGUGCAAUGGGAAGAUUGGUAUUUUUCCCUCAACUUUUGUUACAGAUCAAGUAGGCUGAGGUAUUGCUGAAACCAAUCGAAAAAAAAAAAAGAAAGAAAAAACAACCAAGAAAUACAAAAAUAAUUUAAAUAACUGGUUCUGCUUAUCACAUUAGUUAACAUUAACAUGUGAUACUUUUAAAUUUUACUCAAUUCAUGAAAUACUUUUACAAAUGACAAAAUAAAUUAAAAUCUGUAUGCUUUUAUAUUGUCGUUAUGCUGCAAAUAAAUUAUUUUAAG